AUGGCUAAUGGGAGCUUGGAUUCUUUUGUUUUUGAUCAAACAAGGCGUAAACAAUUGGGCUGGUCAAAGUUCUUCCAGAUCAUCGAUGGAAUUGCACGUGGGCUUCUCUACCUUCAUCAGGAUUCGAGAUUGCAAAUUAUGCACAGAGAUCUGAAAGCAAGUAAUGUGUUGCUUGAUGCUGAGCUGAACCUAAAGAUUUCCGACUCUGGUUUGGGAGAACCUUUCAAGGAGAUCAGUGCGGAGACAACACGGAAAGGUGGCUAUAUGGCUCCGGAAUAUGCGCUGAUGUCUUCAGUUUCGGCAUGGAGAAUGUGGAUGGAAGGGACACCCCUCGCGUUAGUUGAUUCCUCGUUAGAGGACACACGAUCUUAUGUUUGA
Messenger RNA from Solanum pennellii, 378 nucleotides. RefSeq names its product cysteine-rich receptor-like protein kinase 15. Gene Ontology annotation, biological process: protein phosphorylation. The record is from RefSeq and is a predicted model, not a curated record. Gene Ontology annotation, molecular function: protein kinase activity; ATP binding. Bases 1 to 378 code for a protein of 125 amino acids. The transcript is spliced from 4 exons. Lineage: Eukaryota; Viridiplantae; Streptophyta; Magnoliopsida; Solanales; Solanaceae.